Molecule: messenger RNA, 1857 nt
Organism: Entrophospora candida
Lineage: Eukaryota; Fungi; Glomeromycota; Glomeromycetes; Entrophosporales; Entrophosporaceae
Source: the annotation of a GenBank genome assembly
AUGAAGACAGCCAAUAAAUUAGGAAUAAAAUCAGUUUGCGUAUAUAGCGAAGCAGAUAAAAAUGCUUUGCAUGUUAAAAUGGCAAUUCAUCCAGGCUAUGGGUUUUUAUCAGAAAAUCCAAAUUUUGCAAAAAGAUUAGCUGAAGAAAAAAUCACAUUCAUAGGACCACCUGCAUCUGCAAUGAUUUCAAUGGAUAUUAUGAUGGCAGCUAAUGUACCAGUUGUUCCUGGAUAUCAUGGAUCAAAUCAAGAUCCUAAAUUUUUAAAAGAAAAGGCUUCAGAGAUUGGUUAUCCGGUAUUAAUAAAAGCUGUUAAAGGUGGUGGUGGAAAAGGAAUGCGAAUAGUUAGAAACCCAUCAGAAUUUGAAUUACAGCUUGAAUCAUCUAAACAUGAAGCAAUGAAAUCUUUUGCAGAUGAUCAAGUUCUUAUUGAAAAAUAUUUAUUAACACCACGUCAUAUUGAGGUGCAAGUAUUUGCAGACACUAGUGGAAAUGUGGUCCAUUUGUUUGAAAGAGAUUGUUCGGUGCAAAGAAGACAUCAAAAAAUUUUGGAGGAGGCUCCAUCACCUGGUUUAAGUUGGGAAAUUAGAAAUGAAUUAGGUGCAAAGGCAAUAGCAGCAGCUAAAGCUGUUAAUUAUGUUGGUGCAGGCACUGUUGAAUUUAUAAUGGAUAAUGUGGACAAAAAAUUUUAUUUUAUGGAAAUGAAUACAAGAUUACAAGUUGAACACCCAGUAACAGAAAUGAUCACCUUAACAGAUUUAGUUCAAUGGCAAUUAGAGGUUGCAUCUGGUAAUCCUUUACCUGUUAAACAAGAAGAAUUAAAUAUUGAUGGACAUUCUUUUGAAGCCCGUAUAUAUGCAGAAAACCCAUCAAAUAAUUUUCUUCCUGAUCCUGGCCCAUUACUUUAUCUCAAAACUCCUAAUCCAUCAUCAAACAUACGAGUUGAAACUGGAUUUGUACAAGGAGAUGAAAUUAGUGUAUAUUACGAUCCUAUGAUUGCAAAAUUAGUCGUAAAAGGUCAUGAUAGAACAGAUGCUUUGAGAAUUUUAAGAAAAGCUUUAGAUGAAUAUCAAGUUGUAGGAUUAAAUACUAAUAUUGAGUUUUUAAAAAGAGUUGUUUCGCAUGAAGCUUUUAUUAAUGGUGAAGUUGAGACAGGAUUUAUUUCUGAACAUGAAACAGAAUUAUUUGAAAAUAGAUUAGAAAUUCCAAGUAAUUAUGAUAUAAUUCAAGCAAGUUCAUUAAUAAUUUUCAAUGGAUUAGAAGAAUUAAAGAAUUAUAAUACAUUGAAUCUCCAAGAUCCAUUCUCGCCUUGGAAUUCACUAAUCGCAAAAAGGUUAAACAUAAUACAUAAUCAUACUAUAAAGUUUCUAAACCCAAAUGAUAAUAAUAAAGAAAUACAAGUUAUAGUUGGAUAUAAUCAAGAUAAUACAUUUGAUUUUACAAUAAUUAAAGAUGGCGUUGAUGACAAACCACUAAUAAAAUUUAAAAAUGUAAUUAUAAAAUGGGAUCAGAAUGAACAAUUAAUAAUAACUGAUAUUGAAGAUCGUAGAUAUAUAAGCCGUGUAAUCUCAGAGAAGAAAAAUGGAAAUAUUACUGUAUUUGGUGAGCAUGGUAAAGUUGUAUUAAAAGUACCAGAACCUAAUUAUCUUAAAGUAGAAAGUGAAAAAAAUGAAGGAUCAGUGAUUACACCAAUGCCAAGACAAACAGUUGAAAAAGGAGCUCCUUUAAUUGUAUUAGAAGCUAUGAAAAUGGAGCAUAUAAUCAAGUCACCAUAUUCGGGUAUAAUUGAAGAAAUUUUAUAUAAUGUUGGAGAUUUAGUUGAAGAAAACAAAAAACUUAUAAAAUUUGCAAAUGAGUAA